Messenger RNA from Triticum turgidum subsp. durum (durum wheat), 798 nucleotides. The record is from the annotation of a GenBank genome assembly. Lineage: Eukaryota; Viridiplantae; Streptophyta; Magnoliopsida; Poales; Poaceae.
AUGUCGACACCCAACAACAACAAGAAACCCCUCAUGUUUAUCCAGCUUGCGCGAAAGAGUGUUGAAAUCCACACUGGCCUAGUGAACAACAUGUUUGGUAUCUUCGUCUUCGCCAUGGCCAUUACCACCUUCACCUCCAACUCCUCCUCCACAGCCUCCAGCCCUGCUCCUAGCCCCCCAAGCGUCCCUGGCUGCGACCGAGACAAGAUGCGUGGGCAGAUCAUCAUGUGUGAGCGAUGGCUAGCGUGCUUCAUCGUUCUCUCCAUGAUCUCCAUCAACCUGGUUCGGAUCCUCAUCGAGAGUGCACACGAGGCCCACCAAUGGGUCGCCAAGGAGGAGGAGGCGGCGUACAACGCCGCGCGCGACGCCUACACGCUGGCCUGCAGCAACCUCGACAAAUACAAGUCCACCCUGGCCUACCACCACACCAACGCCCGCGAUCCCGCGGCCGAGGAGCUGCAGCUCCGUACGGCGGCUUUGAAGGCCUCGCAGGACAAGGAGGACGCCCUCGUCAAGGCCAAGAAGCGCGCCGAAAGGGAGAGGGACAGGUUAGUGCCUAAGCAAGGCUUGGAGCGGAUAGAGGGAUGGCGGUUAACUGUGAUCCGUGGGUUGUUCUUCUUUGCGGUUCUUUGCUCCCAGAUUUCUUGCGGGUUUGCGGCAGCAGCGUUCUACUAUUCCCGGCAGAUAGAGUCGCACUGUGCCAACGGUCCUCUUGAGAUCCUGCCUUUCGUGUUGAUCGGAGUCGUUUCGCUGCCGUACCACAUUUUCCUUCUCCUGAUAUCACUGGUCGGGAACUGA